CAAGUAGCAACCAAUUUGGAUGAACACCAGGAAGUGAAUGAACCAACUAAGUCUGGCAAUCUUAACUUUUUUUUAAGUGAGCAAACUUAUUUCCACAUCCAGUACAUAUUUCUCAUGAAAAUAACAACUCAUUACGACCAAUUUAAUUCCUCUCGUCGAUCGACAGUUAUUACGCUUAAAGGAGCACUAAAGUGUGGCUCAGACUGGAUUUUUGCUUCCCACAAGGGUCGACGGGAAGGUGUUAGUACUGUAGAUGCUUACACGGACUGCUGAACAUGAGGGAACAAAGACAACAUGGACAACAUUACCUCAUGGUCAUGUCCACAGGCAUGCAAGUGAGUUUAGGUAACUACUGCACUGUUAAAUCACCUCCUUUUGCCCGGCUAACCAAAGUGCUCCGCGGGGGCCAUUUUCUGCCCCUUUUUCCGAAUAAGACCCCUGGUUUAUGUAGACAUAUUCAAACAAUUACACCAAAACCUUUACUUUCAUGCACUGUUAUAAAGUAUUUUUUAUAUUUGGGGAUGUUGUAUUUUUACAUACAUUUGCCCUGUUCAUGGGCACUGUAAGGGCACUGUUCCACCAUUGUGUCAUUGUAAACAUACGACCCUCGUCCAACCAGUGCCUAAAGACUUUUUAGUGAUCCCACUAGUUUCUAAAGACUAGUUAGUAAGUCUAAGCAGUCUCUAGCUACUUUUAGUAAGUCAAACAAGUAGUUUUUUUUGCGUUCUUAGUCAGACAUUAGAACAAAUAAGUGUUGUAUCUUUGAGCUGCUAAGCAUGAAGAAACAUCAGUCACCACUAGAGGUCACUAUUAACUCAUAACUACGCCUCUCUGAACGCGCGCACGCACACGUGCUGAUUGGAGUGGCAGGCAGAGGUGGCGAAGUUUCACAUUCGUUAAAUGGGCAGAACUGCACUAGAACCUCACAGCUGAGAAGUCAUGAUGUGAGCCCCCCUCCUCCACCUGGGAGGAGGCACUUCCUGCGGCACCAAGAGCAGGAUGAAGAUCAAGUGAACAUCGCAUCAGAAUGAGAUCAUCAGUCUGCGCCCCACCCUCCCUCCUCUUCCUCCUCCUCUUCUUCAUUUUCUUUUUGGGGCGUCAGCAUCACAUUGCCGCCCGGCUCUCGUGGCUUCGCCUCCUCAUGUCCUUUUGCUUGUGGACAGAUGCGCUGAAGGUGAUGGCCUCUCAUCAACACUUCCACCCACACUCCAUCAAGAUCCCGGGCGACAUCACGCUGGGCGGCCUGUUUCCCAUCCAUGCCCGCGGACCCCAUGGUCUGCCCUGCGGUGAGCUGAAGAAGGAGAAGGGCAUCCACCGCAUGGAGGCCAUGUUGUACGCUUUGGACCAAAUCAACAGCGACCCCGAGCUGCUGCCCAACAUCACGCUGGGUGCUCGCAUCCUGGACACGUGCUCCAGGGACACGUACGCCCUGGAACAGUCCCUGACCUUUGUCCAGGCCCUGAUCCAGAAGGACACGUCUGACAUCCGUUGCUCCAAUGGAGAACCGCCGGUCAUCCGAAAACCAGAGCGUGUGGUGGCGGUUGUUGGUGCCUCAGCCAGCUCUGUGUCCAUCAUGGUGGCCAACAUACUGCGUCUCUUUGAGAUCCCUCAGGUGAGUUACGCGUCGACUGCUCCAGAACUGAGCGACAACAACCGCUAUGACUUCUUCUCUCGAGUGGUUCCUCCAGACUCGUACCAGGCUCAGGCCAUGCUUGACAUUGUCAAAGCCCUCGGCUGGAACUACGUUUCCACGCUGGCCUCUGAGGGAAAUUAUGGCGAGAGCGGCGUGGAUGCCUUCAUGCAGAUCUCCCGAGAAGCUGGUGGGGUGUGCAUUGCCCAGUCGGUGAAGAUCCCUCGUGAGCCGACCGAUGGUGAGUUUGACAAGAUCAUCAAGCGUCUGAUGGAGACCAGCAAUGCCAGAGGAGUCAUCAUCUUUGCUAAUGAGGACGACAUCAAACAGGUCCUUGAGGCAGCCAGGCGUGCCAACCUGACUGGCCACUUCCUGUUUGUGGGCUCUGACAGCUGGGGGGCAAAGAGCUCACCAAUCAUGGAGCUAGAGGACGUUGCAGAGGGCGCGGUGACCAUCCUGCCAAAACGAGCGUCGAUAGAUGGUUUUGAUCAGUACUUCAUGUCACGCUCUCUGGAGAACAACCGCAGGAACAUCUGGUUCAACGAGUUCUGGGAAGACGACUUCCGAUGUAAACUGACCCGUCCGGGAAUCAAAGUGGACCCUGGCAAAAAAAAGUGCACAGGCCAGGAGAGAAUUGGCCUGGACUCUUCUUACGAACAGGAGGGGAAGGUCCAAUUUGUGAUUGAUGCGGUCUAUGCUGUAGCUUACGCGCUACACAGCAUGCAGCAGAACCUUUGCAGCGCCGCCUCAGGAGUCUGUAGCAACAUGGACCCAGUGGAGGGACGCGCUUUGCUCGACUACAUCCGAGCCGUCAAUUUCAACGGAAGUGCAGGCACCAGCGUUCUGUUCAAUGAGAACGGAGACGCUCCAGGUCGCUACGACAUCUUCCAGUUCCAGAUGACCAACCACAGUCACCCUGGUUACCAUGUCAUUGGCCAGUGGACCAAUAACCUGCGUCUCAACCUAGAGGAGAUGCAGUGGUCUGGAGGAGAUAAAUCACUUCCAGACUCCAUUUGUAGUUUUCCCUGUAAGCCAGGAGAGAGGAAGAAGAUGGUGAAAGGGGUCCCCUGCUGCUGGCACUGUGAGCUCUGCGAUGGUUACCAGUACCAACUGGACGAGUUCACCUGUGAGAUAUGUCCAUCAGACAUGCGGCCGGUUCCCAACAGAACCGCCUGUCGUCCGACUCCGAUCAUAAAACUGGAGUGGAACUCCCCCUGGGCCCUAGUGCCCGCCGCCCUUUCCAUGCUUGGUAUCCUAGCAACCAGCACGGUUGUCAUCACUUUCAUCCGCUUUAAUGACACGCCCAUUGUUAGAGCGGCUGGAAGAGAGCUCAGCUAUGUUUUACUGACAGGAAUCUUCCUGAUCUACUUGAUCACUUUCCUGAUGAUUGCGGAGCCGGGUGUGGUGGUUUGUGCGUUCCGGCGCCUCCUGCUGGGCCUCGGCAUGGCCAUCACCUAUUCGGCCAUGCUGACCAAAACCAACCGCAUCUAUCGAAUAUUUGAACAGGGCAAGAGGUCGGUCACGCCGCCCAAAUUCAUCAGCCCCACCUCCCAGCUGCUUAUCACCUUCAUCCUCAUCUCUGUCCAGGUAUUUGGUGUGUUUGUGUGGUUUGCUGUCGUCCCACCUCACACCAUUGUCGACUACGACGAGCUCCGCCCUCCGAACCCUGACCUGGCUAGAGGAAUUCUCAAGUGUGACAUGUCGGACCUGUCACUCAUCUGCUGCCUCAGCUACAGUAUCGUUCUCAUGGUAACGUGCACCGUGUAUGCAGUUAAAAGCCGCAAAGUCCCAGAGACGUUUAACGAGGCAAAGCCAAUUGGCUUCACCAUGUACACCACCUGUAUCGUCUGGCUGGCCUUUGUGCCAAUCUUCUUUGGUACAGCCCAGUCAACAGAAAAGAUGUUCAUCCAGACGGCCACUUUGACCGUGUCCAUGACUCUCAGUGCGUCCGUCUCCCUCGGGAUGCUCUACAUUCCUAAAGUCUACGUCAUCCUCUUUCACCCUGAGCAGAACAUUCCGAAGAGGAAGCGAAGUUUCAAGGGUGUGGUCCAGGCUGCCCACUUGUCUCACAAAUCCUUCAAGGAGAAACAGAAUGGAAAGACCAACUUUGAGCCAGAAUGACAGAAUGCGGUAAACUCAAGUCAUCCUUCAGCAUGAAGGACGCCGUCGGACCGAUCCCGGCACACCGGAUGCUGGAGUUGCCAACGUGAACAUCAGACACUUCACUUCCUUCUGAUUCCUUCAGUGUUUUUCUGAUCUGCUUUCCUGCUUGUUUUUCUUCUCGGUGUUUGCGGUUGACGCUGCUUUUCCCAACUUGUAUGCAGCCAAGGCACAUGUUUCAUACUAGAAAAAUCUCAAGGACCACCACCAAACAAAAAUGUAUAUUUGAAAUAAUGACGAUCUUGUCUCAAUUUACUCACAAAUUUAACUUACGGUACUCCUCGUGAAAUCCGAGCAUUAGUUGAAUGUAAAUAUUUAUUAUUUUUCUAUACUGCUUGUCCUCAUUAGGGUGACUAUUUGAGAAGCACUGGAGUAGCCUAACAUGCAUGCUUUUGAGAUGUGGGUGGAAGCCGGAGUACACGACGAAAACCCACACGAGCACGAGGAGAACAUGCAAAUGGAGAUUCAAACCCUUGCUCUCCUGACUGCAAGGCACAAAUGCCGACCACCGUGCACCGUGCGGCACAAACAUUUGUACUAAAUUAUUUUUAGACCAAUAAAGUGAAAUUUGAUAAUGUCACUUAUGUGCUGCAGUACAGUAAUGAAUCACUGCUUUAAAGGAAAGAAGCGGUUGACCAAUCAGCGUGUGAAUCUUUCAAAAUCAUUUGUGUGUGUUUUUUUUGUUUGUUUCUUCUCGGACAUUUAUUCACUGCUGUUUCCUUCAUUUCUGACCGGUUUUGCUUCUUCUAAACAUUGUGAUGAUCACAUGAGGUGGAAUCGGUUCUAACCAAUCAACCGAGCAUCCACUAGGUGGCGCUAGAACUCUGAAAACCUGGAAUAUCUAUAUUGUGGCUAAAACAAUGAUUUUGUAAAAUAUUUGUUUGAACUCAUUAAAAUUGAUAAUACUUUUAUUUUUCCUUUGGAUGAUUCUGUUGACGUGAUUUAUUACGUUUAUGUACAAGCAACCAGACCCGUGUGAUUAAAAUCUGUCAA
Molecule: messenger RNA, 4783 nt
Organism: Dunckerocampus dactyliophorus (ringed pipefish)
Lineage: Eukaryota; Metazoa; Chordata; Actinopteri; Syngnathiformes; Syngnathidae
Gene: grm6a
Product: glutamate receptor, metabotropic 6a
Exons: 16
Coding region: 1028-3751 (907 amino acids)
Biological process (GO): regulation of synaptic transmission, glutamatergic; G protein-coupled glutamate receptor signaling pathway
Cellular component (GO): membrane
Molecular function (GO): adenylate cyclase inhibiting G protein-coupled glutamate receptor activity
Source: RefSeq, a predicted model, not a curated record